UUUUCAGUGACCACCAGGAUAGUAGGGGGUGGAAAAGCGCCGCCAGAGUAUGGGAAAUUCCACGCAUCUCUUCAGAACCUGACCGGCCACCAUGUCUGUGGUAGUGCCAUAGUCUCCAAAAAUCAUCUGGUCACAGCUGCACAUUGCGUUGUUGGGGCAGAUCCUGAGUACAUAAAAGCAAUUGUCGGUACUAUAGAUUUGGAUGAAGGUGGUUUACCAUACAAAAUUGACUCCAUACAUAUACACCCAAAGUACAACAGUACACUGCGACUUAACGACAUUGCUGUAAUAAAAAUUCAAGGAGACUUUGACCCAACUUACGUGGACGUAUUAAAAAUAACUGAAGACAAACUGAAAGAAGAUGAGAAUGUUUUACUUGUUGGCUUUGGAGCACAAACGCCAAACGGUGAGUCAAGUCGUCGGAUGCUGGCACUGAAUCUAACAGUGUUUUGCCAGGAGACCUGCCGAUAUGCUAUGCGGUACACUCGACAUGUCUACGAUACCAUGUUCUGUACAUUCACGAAGAAGGGCCAGGGAACUUGUCAUGGUGACUCAGGCAGUCCACUGACGAGGAACGGUCAGCUCAUCGGAAUAGUGUCCUGGGGGAUUCCAUGUGGGAUCGGUUUUCCUGAUGUCCAUACAAGAAUCGCGCUAUAUGCGAAAUGGAUAAACGGGAUCAUUGGAGAAUCUACGAAAUACAAGUGUAGAGCAAAAGUCAAAGUGAACGUAAACGUCAAAGUAUCCGGGACCAUCAAAAAGGAUUCACAGUAGUACAAAUAAAAGCGGAGUGGUAGAUUCGUAGGAUAUAUUAAAGAAUACCUCUUCAUAAGGUGGGA
Molecule: messenger RNA, 836 nt
Organism: Aricia agestis (brown argus)
Lineage: Eukaryota; Metazoa; Arthropoda; Insecta; Lepidoptera; Lycaenidae
Product: chymotrypsin-1-like
Exons: 5
Biological process (GO): proteolysis
Molecular function (GO): serine-type endopeptidase activity
Source: RefSeq, a predicted model, not a curated record